GGCCUCUCAUACAUUUUCUUUAUCACCUCAGUCAGCUAUAGUAAGACAAACCUGUCCAUGUGUCCCCUAUAUGACAUUAUAUCUUAUCCAUUCCUCAGCAUUGGACAAUGAAAGGCUUUCUGACCUCUAGCGAAGGGCGCUCGGCUCCUCGCAGGGAGGGAAUCUUAUGAAUGGCUUGAUUGAUGGAUACAGAGAUGGAAGCAGGGACUGGUUUGUGCUGUGGAAGGGAGGAGGGGAUACUUGUGGUCCACCAUAAAAAUAAAAAAAAACCUGAGCAUAUUGUGUAAAGCUCUCUUUUCAUUGGUGGAGAUGCCUUCAAUGAAAAAAGUGGUUUUAUUAGCUGUAGCUGAGCAGGAUUGGCACAAUAUUUGGAUAGAAUAUCUUCCAGCAUAACACAUCCGCAUGUUGAUGCAAACUGAUGCCCCCACUUGUUGCCCUAGAGUCCUUAAAGUGAACACUGAGCUGCAAUGACUCGCAUAAUAGUUGGAAAUGUCAGGUUUUGGGUGUGCUCUCUUCUGCAGCGUGCAGGAGGACAUUUAAAGCCUCGCAACUCCGAUCUCGCCUCGCCAUGUUGAGGAAUCCAUUGAGAGAAUUUCGCAGCGUUAGUCAUCGCAACAACUAAAUCCGCAGUGUGUGUAGUAGUCGCCUAUAUAGCCCUCUCUCUUGCACCUCUUGCACCGGAGAUUCCACAGUGUGGCGCCGUGCAGGGUUUUGGCUAUACAGACGCACUCCGUGUCUGCGUCUGUGUCUGUGCAACACACUGCGUGCGUAGAUUUCUCUCGCACCCAGUCGCAUGGUCACAUGCCGGCUGGGUCGGUGGCGGUGUGCCGGUGUGAGGUGCCCGGGUCAUUAGGGUGUUUGCGCAGGACGUGUGGAGCCGACGCGCAGCAGUGAGCGACCGACCGACCGGGCAGGUGAUGGUGAUGUUUGCUCACGUAAGAUGAGGAGCGCAGGCGACGCGGCUGGAGGGUGCGCGCUACUGUUGCAUCGCCUCACCGGAUAAUAACCGCUGCUAUAUUUCAUCCUCGUCCGUCUUGUUCCUCCACAACCGGUUUUCUGUUCCUUUUUUUUUUUUUUUUUUUUUAAUUUUGCCUAUAUACCGACUAUAGGAGUGGGGACUCUUUUUUAUGAUCAAAAUAAUAAGUGGAUAAAGGAGCCGACCUUGCAGUGUGUGCGUGGUGGAGUGCGUAUAUAUCGUUUCUUGUGUGAUUCCCUCUGUAUACGCGCAAGAGCUUUUUUUUUUUUAUUCCAGAGAGGCAAUGCGCCCACCCAUGCGAUGCUAGCCUAUUAGCUGGAGAGAGAGAGAGAGAGAGAGAGAGAGAGAGAGAGAGAGAAGGAGAGAGAGAGAGAAGGAGAGAGAAAGAGAGAGAGAGGUUUCAGCCCUGGAUGAAUCGAGAGGAGGCUAAUUUACGAGUCUUGUUUUGCCUUUCAGGAAAAAAAGAGGUAGAUAAGAGGGGGAGGGUGUUUUUUUGGUUGAAGGAGAAUGCAGCAAUCACAUUUUUAAGCAUGCAGAAGAAGCGGGCCGUUUCCGGUUCCUAGAGGCUGGUGGUUGUGUGUCCCCCCCUUAUCCAAGAGGCCACCAGCAGCAGCAGCCAGCCGUAUGGGGAAAGCAGCGGCAGACACAGAUGGCAUGGACACUUCCACAAGGUCUGCUGCCGCUCUGCCCUGCCUCCUGCUCUCCUCCACCGCCGCCGUCUCUCUCUUCCAGCUCGCUCCGCCGCCCAGCAGCACUGCAGCACAGCACCGUAUAGGCUGACGGCAUGAGGCUUGAUCCAGUGCACUUCUCCAUGCUGGUCAUCGGGGUCUCCUUCGCCUGUUACGCCCCGAGUCUCAACUCCCUGCAGGACCGGGCGUACCGAGCCGCCGUGGUCAUCGAGGGCGAGGUGCGCUCCUCCUCCCGACCGGAGAACGUGUCCUCCCGGGAGCCCUACCGGGUGAAUGUCAAAGUGCUGGACGUGUGGCCCGUCAACAGCGGCGGCCUCGAGAGGGAGCAGCUCGUGACCGUCGGGGACUUCGGCUCCGAGGCCCCGUGCACCACCACGGUGGAGAAGGACCACAGAUAUAUCUUUUUCAUGGACCCCACCGCCGAGCCCCUGGUGUUCAAGGCUUCAUACGCCCCUGUGGACGCCACGGAGCCGGAGCUGAAGAAGGAUGUGGAGAGAGUGUUGUGCGAGGACUGCGCCUCUGCUCCUAAGCUCCGGCUGAUGCGAGGCCAGUCUCUGGUGGAAGGGGACAAGCUGUACUUGAAGUGCGAGGCGUCGGGGAAUCCCAGCCCUUCCUUCCGCUGGUACAAAGAUGGACAUGAGCUUCAGAAAGGCAGAGACCUCAAAAUAAAGACCAACAAAAAAAACUCAAAGGUGCAGAUCAGUCGUGUCCGUGUGGAAGACUCCGGCAACUACACCUGUGUGGCUGAGAACUCACUAGGACAAGAAAACAUCACGAGUAUAAUCAGCGUGCAAAUCUUGACCACCACCACCCCGUCUCCAGGUGUGAGUCAUGUGAGGCGCUGCAACGACUCGGAGAAGGCCUACUGCGUCAACGGAGGAGACUGUUACUUCAUACAUGGUAUUAACCAGCUGUCCUGCAAGUGUCCCAAUGACUAUAGGGGGGACCGCUGUGAAAACUCCGUCAUGGCCGAUUUCUACAAAGCCGAGGAGCUCUACCAGAGGCGGGUGCUGACGAUCACAGGCAUCUGCGUGGCGCUGUUGGUGGUUGGCAUCGUUUGUGUGGUGGCCUACUGCAAAACCAAGAAGCAGAGGAAGAAGAUGCACAAUCACCUACACCAGAACCAGAAUCAGUGUGUGGAGCAGCCCAACCUCACGCUGCCCAACGGACCCAACCACCCUGGGCCCGGUCACGAGGAGAUCCCCAUGGUUGAUUACAUCCCCAAAAGCGUCCCAACGACGGAGCGUGUGAUCAGCCACGGCACUGAGGGUGCAGGCAGCCGAAUGUCGACCCGCUCCCACCACUCUACCACUGCCUCACAUGCUUCCAGACACGAGGAGCAGACGUGGAGCAUGGAGCGAACAGAGAGUAUGAACUCAGACUGCCAGUCAGGCGGGCUGUCAAGCUCUGUGGGAACCAGUAAGUGCAGCAGCCCGGCGUGCAUGGCGAGGAGGGCCGCCCACUGGGGCUGCACGGACAUGUCCGGACCGGGAAUGCAGUACGGGGAUUCCUACGACUCUCUAAGAGACUCGCCUCACAGUGACAGGUAUGUGUCGGCGCUGACCACGCCAGCGCGCCUGUCUCCAGUGGAGUUUCACUACCCCCCGUUGCCGCCCCAGGUGCCCACCUUCCAGAUCACCUCGCCCAACACAGGCCACGCCCUCUCCCUGCCCCCCGCCGCUGCCGCCUACCACAGAGAGGACGACCAGCCGCUGCUACGAUGCCCCGAUGAUGGAAGUUUAUACAGGCAGCCCCGGCGUCCGCGGCGACCCUACCUGACGGAGAGCACAGGAAGCCUACCGUCCAGCCCCUACCGUCUCCCUGACGACGAGGCCUACGAGACCACGCAGGAGUACGCCUCUUCGCGGGAACCCAUCCGAAGCCGGCGACGCCCGCGACGCAACCGCCUCAACGGACACAUCUCCCAGCGUUCAACGGGCCUACGGGACUACAGCUCACAGAGCUUCAGCCAGUCAGAGGAGGAGGAGGAAGAGGAGGAGGAAGAGGACGCUCACGGGGAGAGCACACCUUUCCUCAGUAUGCAGAACAUGAACAUGGACCCGCCCUUACCCGUCCCGGGUUACCGGACGUCAUCCGGCGCGGACACACGGACUCACCGCGGGCUGAGUCGGCCGGGGACGCGCAGCAACGGGCAGAGCCGCAGCUCGCAUUCGCACCGCUCCAAGGCUGACAACAUGCCCCUUUAAGACUUACCCCCGCCCCCCCACCACCACCCACCCCUCCACCUCACACACUCCCCUUCCUCCUACACACAACCAGUGGACUAGAGACCUGCACCUAGGAGAAAUAUUUUUAUUUUGUAUAACAGACAGAUAUUCUAAACAAAUGAAAUAUUUAUUUUCAUUUCAGCAAAAAUUGUCUACUAGCUAACAGCAAAGACUUUUUUUAUAACGGGGGGGAAAUAUUUAUAUGUAAAGUUUUUUGAUUUACAGCAUUAUGAGAGAUGAAAAAAUAAGAGAAUUACGUGCCAAUUUUUUCACAAGUUAGAUAAAUAGAAUAAUAUUGUGGUGCCUUUUGCUGUAUGCUGAAGUCGGAGGUCCCAUUGAGUUUUUGUAGCCUUUCUUAUAAAGACUCCUCGUUUUUAUAGAGACCAACCCUCUUCCUUCCUUUUGCUUUGGUUUUCUCUCUGAUUUGGGAUCUUCCUCUUUUUUGAACUGUGAUCUGAUUACGUCAUCAUGCAAUAUUGAUUCCUCCUGUGUAAAAGGUGUCUGUUUACAUGAGUAUGAUCCACGCGAUGCGCUCGUUUCACAGGGACAUUCAGUCACUGACGCAACCGGAAGAGUAGGGUAGUUUUUUCUCGGAUGAUUUUUUUUUUGUUGGAUGAAUCACAUCGGUCAUUUAUGUCCUCGUUCGCCGCCUGUCAGUCAUUUGUUGUUAUUUCUGUGAAAACAAGAGUGUUGUUGAGGGGAAGUAACUCCAGAUUCCUGUGUAGGUGUUCAGGGUGCUGCCAUGACAUUGGUGGUGGUUGCAGUGUUUGUGUGUGUGUGUGUGUGUGUCUAUGUGUGUGUGUGUGUGUGUGUGUGUGUGUUCGUAUGUGUGUGUACACAUCAUGAAGCCUCAUUUGGUCGGCGCCUCCGUUCACCUCGGAAAAAGUGUGGCCUCUUGUUCGACUGACAUGCUCCUCUCACCAAUCCUCACGCUGCCAGAAGCUCCAUUGCACUGUAAGCACCUCCCUCCGUGAGCAGUCAUUGGCCAGGGAGCUGCCGAUCCAAACCGAACCGAACCAAUCCAGUUGUAAUCCAGCCUGACUCUGGCCUCCCGUGGACUGCCCAGCCCGCCCGUUUCCUAUGCCAGCAGCUUAGAGCCGCACUGUGUCUCAGGACUUCCCCCAUCGCAUCACAGCCAAAAAGACUCAAAGCAGAGAGCGCACGCCAUCUCAGUCACAGUUCAGUCAUCAAGGCCAGAUCCACGUCCCCCUCACUCUCCUUCCUUCCUGUCUGUCCGUCAGGUUUGUUGCGUUCACUCAUGAUCAAGGGAGCGUGGGUAAAAAAAAAACUCUUGGAAUCAGAAGGGUUGCUUUUUUUUUUUUUUUUUUUACUUCAAAAGGUCGUGUGUAUGUGUGUAAGUGGGCAUGUGUGAUGAUGAUGAUGAAAAAAUGAUGCGGAGACCACAUCUGUUCACUAUGUUGCAGGGGCGUAGCUAGGAAUUCUGGGCCCCCUGGGAGGAGGAUAUUGCUCUGGGUUCCCCCCUUUUCUUUUCUUUUUUUCAAUUAAUAUAAACCUACUAGUUUGGGGCCCUUUCCAGCUGUGGACCCCUGGAAUCGCCACCACCUUUCACCCCUGUAGCGAUGGCACUGCUCCGAUGGUAAAAAUCGCCACGUGCAGGUUCACACUGCUAGAGAGCGAGUUCUACUUUUCCUUUAGCUCACAGCCAAACGGUGGUAUAAUGCUAUUACUGAUUACUGCAUCCUUGAUUUGCAUUCCUAUACCUUUUAUUGAUUGAA
Molecule: messenger RNA, 5629 nt
Organism: Sebastes umbrosus (honeycomb rockfish)
Lineage: Eukaryota; Metazoa; Chordata; Actinopteri; Perciformes; Sebastidae
Gene: nrg2b
Product: neuregulin 2b
Exons: 11
Coding region: 1761-3872 (703 amino acids)
Biological process (GO): animal organ development; intracellular signal transduction; nervous system development
Molecular function (GO): signaling receptor binding
Source: RefSeq, a predicted model, not a curated record